This is a messenger RNA of Chara braunii, 838 nucleotides long. The record is from the annotation of a GenBank genome assembly. Lineage: Eukaryota; Viridiplantae; Streptophyta; Charophyceae; Charales; Characeae.
CGUGCAGGUUUUUUAUUUUUAUUAUUAUUAUUUUAUCUUUUUUUGGGAGGGGAACGGGGGGGAGUAUGACAGGAAGAUGGGGAUAUGGCGAGGAGAGGGGGAUAUGGAGAGGAGGUGUUUGUGGACGAGGAGGACGAUGAGGAUAUCGAGGACGACGAGGAGUCGUCGAGAUGGGGGAGGAGAAGAGAUGGACGGAGGGAAAAGAGGAAGGGCAGGAGGAGGAGGACGAGUGGGAGGAGGAGGAGACAUGGACAGUGAGGAAGGGGAGGACACGGGGAAGGGAAGGAGACAAGGAGGCAUGGAAGACGAGGAAGUACGAGGAGGAGGAGGAGACAAGGAGGAUGAGGAAGGGCAGGAGGAGGAGGAGGAGGAGGAGGAGGAGGAGGAGGAGGAGACGAAAAGGAGAAGGGAGGAGGAUACAUGGAGGAUGAGGAAGGGGAGUAGGAGCAAGGUGAGGAAGUAGUCCUGUAAUUUUUUUUUUCAUCUCGCUUAUAAUUUUGGCGGGGGGGCUCAAACACACCGUUUCGACCCCGGCGUUUUUUUUUUCUGAGGGGGGUGACAGGUCGUUCCGCGCACAUGUCGUGCGCCGGACGGGAUCGGUUGGGCACGUGCGCCGCACGUAGGGAACCGCCCGCACGACGUGCACUUGCAAGUAUGGUUUAAAUCAACAUUACCUACCCCCCUCAUGGAGAACUCGCUGCUGUAUACAAGCUGCGCAAUGAAAGGCUUGGCCUACCCGAACGAAGGGGGCUCAUGAUUACGAGUGGUGGGAUUCACACGAUGAACAAUCAACAGAUGACAUUCACAUCCACUCUGAAAAUGAAAUCGAUGGAAAUCC